Aspergillus glaucus CBS 516.65 is the source of this 986-nucleotide messenger RNA. RefSeq lists its product as uncharacterized. Bases 216 to 722 code for a protein of 168 amino acids. Lineage: Eukaryota; Fungi; Ascomycota; Eurotiomycetes; Eurotiales; Aspergillaceae. The transcript is spliced from 3 exons. The record is from RefSeq and is a predicted model, not a curated record.
CCCUUCUACCCUCAACCUCCCUCGCAGUCUUACUCACCCUUUUCGGCCCAUCCCAUCCAUCCCUUUCUUUCUCAAAUUCCUCGGGUGGCUUUUUUUUAUUUUUAUUUUCUCUCUUUUCGUGCCUAUUUUUCUUAAAAAUUAUCCUACAAUCUCAUCGGCACCACGCUUUAUCGCAUUGACACCCCAUCUAAUACCAAACCACCAUAAAACUAAAAAUGACCACGCGCAAGCGAAAGCAAGAAGCCGUCGAGGAGGAGGAAUUGCAGGCGCUGCCUAGUGAUGAAAGUGAGGAGGAGGAGGAAUACCAAUCCUCCGACGCAGAAGGACCCGGCGGAGAAGGAGAGGAAGAGGAAGAGGAAGAGCCCAGCGAGGUAGACAGUGAGGAAGAUGCAGAGGAAGGGGAAGGUGAACCCGAAGAAAAAGGAAAAGAAGAAAAGGGUAAAGAUAAAGACAAGCCUAAGGAGAAAGGCCCUACCCCCAAGAAACGCAAGACUAGCCCUCCGCCCGCCAAAAAGCAAAAGGGCGAUGACGAGUCCGGAGAGAAAGAAGCUCCGGCCGGGGAUGAUGAAGAAGAGGAAGAAGCUGAGGGUGAGGACGACGAGAAACCCGAGGAAACGGCCAAGGACAGCGGACCUGCUGCCUCUGCGGCUAAAGCUAAGGGUGAUAAGGUUCCUAAGGAGUCGGAUGUGCCAGAGGCUGAGGCUGAAGGGGAGGAGGAGUGAGGUGAUGAAUUUGGCGAAGAUACUCUAUACUUAUGUUUAAUGUCUGUUUGGUGUCAUGGAUAUUUUUGGGAUUUGGGUUUGGUAUUGCUUAUUAUAGUCUCUGAAUAACGCAUCUGAGAAAGUCAAUAGCCAUGAAACUAGUCUAUAUUGGAAUCGUAGUACCUAUAAGCCACCCUAGCAAAGAGCAACAUGAAAGCUAGCAGCAUUAAUACAAACCCAUAACAGGACUGACUGGUAUCAAUACCCCUUCCACUUCUCCUGAUA